AUGCUUCCACCUGAGAUAGGUCAGGAUGCUUACUCGACUGCGACCAACGCCCGAGUCUUUGCGGCCCAGGAGAUUUUCACUGCCGAAAAACAUGCUACGACUGAGACCAAGUCCAGUCCAGACGAUGUUGAGAAUGGUGUCAUCAUUGCACAUUCGGUCGACACAGCUGGAUAUCAUCGUGCGUUAGGAAGACGACAGAUUAUGAUGAUGACAUUUGGUUGCGGCAUCGGCACUGGUCUAUGGGUGGGCACGGGACAGGCGCUGAAAUACGCUGGUCCGGGCGGCAUUGCCAUUGUGUACACCGUUUUCGCAUUUAUUGUCUAUGUUCAAUACUGUUCCAUCGGAGAAAUGACCACCUACAAGCCUGUGCACGGUGGCUUCAUCCGACAGGCGGCUCAGUAUGUCGAUCCAGCUUUUGGAUUUGCCCUAGGGAUCAACUUCUGGUUCGCAUGGGUGAUGAUUAUUCCGGCCGAAAUAACCGCAGCCAUAUCUGUGAUGAAGUUUUGGCCGUCCAGCGAUGUCGUCCCGCUGGCUGCGUACAUCACAAUCUUCCUCGUCACAAUCGCGGUCGCCAAUGUCUUCCACGUCCGGAUAUAUGGCUAUAUUGAAUAUUGCAUGUCCUUCGCCAAAUGCACUGCUAUCAUUGCCGUCAUUAUUUUUCUCUUCAUCAUGACCUCUGGUGGCAUACCCGCUACACACGGCCCAAUCGAGUUCACCUAUUGGAGGAAUCCAGGUGCAUUUAUCAACGGGAUGAAAGGUAUCUCCAAGGCCUUUGUCCAGGCGGCUUUCAGCUUCGGCGGUGGUGAACACAUUGCUGUCAUCGCUGGGGAGGCGGUCGAUCCGCGCCGCACGCUUCAGAAGACAGUUCGACCAGUCUUUUGGCGUAUGUUUACGUUCUUCGUCUUGAAUAUCUGGCUUGUCGGUAUGUGCGUACCAUACGACGACAACGAUUUGGUCAAUGCCAGUGGCACCCUGGGCAGUCCAUUUGUGAUAGCAAUGAAACGGGCUGACGCCAUGUGGUUUGCGCAUUUGAUCAACGGCUUUAUUUUUCUCAGUGUGAUCAGCUGCGGUGUUAGUGCUGGUUAUAUUGCUAGCCGAAGUCUGGCGGCAUUGGCAGACGAAGGUCUCCUCCAUAGUGUCUUUGGCCUCAAAGAUUCCAAGGGUCGCCCGUGGGUUGCGUUGGUCAUCAGUAUCGGCAUAGGUGGGGGGUUGACCUACCUUAACUGCGCCAGCGUAGGGGUUCAGGUAUACAGCUGGUUUUCUGCCCUGACAGCAAUUGCAACUCUGUUCCAGCUAGGGUGUAUCUACAUCACUCAUCUUCGCUUCCGCAUUGGUCUCCGCGCUCAAGGCUACGAUCUCAAGAAGUUACCCUUCAGAGGAUUUGGAACUCCAUAUGCUCAGUACCUUGGUCUUGUGAUCGUGUUGUUUAUCUUCGGCUGCGAGUUUUACCUCUCCUGUUGGCCAUUUGGAGAGAAGGGCUCCGCCAAAACCUUCUUCUCCUCUUAUCUAGCUGCACCGCUAUUCUUUUUCGACUAUUUUGUGUAUAAGAUUUGGUUCAAAACCAGAAUUGUCAAGCCAGAAGAAAUGUCCUUUGGUGAGGGUAUGGCUUUCGACGAGGAAGAUCGCUUGAAGGAGGAAGAAUUGCGAAACAAAUCGCACGUGGAAAUUCCUCACGCGUCCUGGUCUAAACGUGCCAAAUAUCUCAUUUUUGGGUAG
This is a messenger RNA of Exophiala spinifera, 1716 nucleotides long. RefSeq lists its product as uncharacterized. Gene Ontology annotation, cellular component: membrane. Gene Ontology annotation, molecular function: amino acid transmembrane transporter activity. The transcript has 6 exons. The record is from RefSeq and is a predicted model, not a curated record. Gene Ontology annotation, biological process: amino acid transmembrane transport. The coding region runs from base 1 to 1716 and encodes 571 amino acids. NCBI's taxonomy places the organism in Eukaryota, Fungi, Ascomycota, Eurotiomycetes, Chaetothyriales, Herpotrichiellaceae.